AUGUAUGCGUACUCAUUAAGUGACCAAAAGAUCUGCCUCACCGACUUCAACGAUUACGAAGACGCCACACAAAUAAACGUAUUCACAAGGGAAGACCAUGGGUUCACGCCUGUUAACACCCUUUCGAAGGACAAUGAAAAACUAGUUGCAACGAAAAACAUCAAUUGCGAUGAUUUCCAGAAAUACGUAUACGCUUGUACGGCGGACGCAGCGUUGAUGUACAACUCCAGCAGGAAAGUGCCGCCUAUGCCUAACCGAAUUCCGGAGUGGUGCAGUGCAAUGAGACAUCUCACCAACUGCGCCACAGAUUGGAAUUCCGAUUGCAGAGAUGUGACUGAGAGCCACUUUUACGAGGAGAGUAUUAAGGGUCACAUGCACGUCGUGAACAACGAUACGAGUUACUCCCUGAGUGCAUUAAAAGCACAGAAGAGGCUUGGGAAAAGUGCUACACGAAGUUUCAAAGAGGUGGUCGACGAUAAAAAGAAUACUUCACACGAGUGGACGCAUUACGAAACACAUUUUUACUUGUGCUGUGCAAGGGCACAGUUCCGCCGCUGCACUCUCGAGUUACUCUUCGAGACGGCGAACAAGUGUACCAAUGUUCAAGCAGUCAUCUUGCAGAAGUUCUCGGUCAUUAUCUCCGAAGGUGACGUUUUUCAGGAUUGUGACGUUAAUGUAAUGUACGCUAACUGUCCUGAUGGUGACCCAAGACCCAAUGACGUCCUGCUCUCAAAAUUGGUGAUGGUGGAUGAUGCUGAAAGUGAAGCAAGUAAUGCCAUAAACUGGAAGCCCAUCCCUUUCUACGCUUGUGUACAAUUAUUCAUAAAUGGAUUACACACA
Molecule: messenger RNA, 840 nt
Organism: Iphiclides podalirius (scarce swallowtail)
Lineage: Eukaryota; Metazoa; Arthropoda; Insecta; Lepidoptera; Papilionidae
Source: the annotation of a GenBank genome assembly